GGCAACCAUGGCGGCGGCGGGGAAGAUCCGGUGGGGCGAGCUGGACGAGGACGACGGCGGCGACCUCGACUUCCUGCUCCCGCCCCGCGUCGUCAUCGGCCCCGACGAGCACGGGUUCAAGAAGACCAUCGAGUACCGCUUCGACGACGACGGCAACAAGGUCAAGGUCACCACCACCACCCGCGUCCGCAAGCUCGCGCGCGCGCGCCUCUCCAAGGCCGCCGUCGAGCGCCGCGGCUGGGCCAAGUUCGGCGACGCCGCCGCCGGCGACGACGCGUCCGCGCGACUCACCGUCGUCUCCACCGAGGAGAUCCUCCUCGAGCGCCCGCGCGCCCCAGGGAGCAAGGCUGAUGAACCAAGUGCGUCUGGUGAUCCACUGGCAGCGGCAAGCAAGGGAGGUGCUGUUCUCAUGGUUUGCAGAACCUGUGGCAAGAAGGGUGACCACUGGACCUCAAAGUGCCCCUACAAGGACCUUGCUCCUGCGCCAGAUUCUCUUGACAGGCCCCCUACUUCCGAUGGACCUCCAACACUGGGUGGUAGUGGUGCUGCCAAGGGAUCGUACGUUGCUCCGAGGUUGAGGGCUGGUGCAGUGCAGGAUGCUGGACACGACAUGAAGCGCAGGAACGACGAGAACUCUGUCCGUGUUACCAAUCUAUCAGAGGACACCCGUGAGCCUGAUGUCCUCGAGCUGUUCCGCACAUUUGGCCCGGUCAGCCGCGUGUAUGUUGCAGUGGAUCAGAGGACUGGAUCAAGCAGGGGCUUUGGCUUCGUCAACUUCGUCCACAGGGAGGAUGCUGAGAAGGCUAUCAGCAAGCUCAAUGGGUAUGGUUAUGAUAACCUUAUCCUCCAUGUGGAGUGGGCAACACCCAGGCCUAGUUAGUUACUAUAUCUACUGCAGAUAUCCCAUAAGUAUUUUGUCAGUAUGUUUGAAUUUUUGUCUCAAUAAUUCUAAUGGACAUGCAUGACUGAAUUUUGUGUGAGUAUUCAGUGUAUGAGCUGAAACUGUGUUUCUGACCUUAAGGUUUUGAGAAGUGUAUGAGCUGUUUAUCUAGGUGAUAAUCUAAAAUCUCCCAAACUGUA
This is a messenger RNA of Lolium rigidum, 1080 nucleotides long. RefSeq names its product eukaryotic translation initiation factor 3 subunit G-like. The record is from RefSeq and is a predicted model, not a curated record. NCBI's taxonomy places the organism in Eukaryota, Viridiplantae, Streptophyta, Magnoliopsida, Poales, Poaceae. The transcript is spliced from 2 exons. Gene Ontology annotation, molecular function: translation initiation factor activity; RNA binding. Gene Ontology annotation, cellular component: eukaryotic translation initiation factor 3 complex; cytoplasm. Bases 8 to 880 code for a protein of 290 amino acids.